AUGAUAAUUCCACUCAGGGUCCAUAACUUACCACCGUUAACUUCAGCAACUACUGAUGAAGAAAUCGUAGUAGAUGAUGACCUGAUUGAUCCGGAUUAUGAAAAUUCUGACGACUCAACGACAGAUGAUCCAGAAACGGGUGUUAUAAGGGAAGAUUCGCCAGAACUUCAGGGACAUAAUAUGGAAAAAAAUACAGGUCGUCCAAAGAAAGAACGGAAAAGAAAGCAUCCACACCAGACAGAGAAAAUUAGAAAACUUCUUAAAGAUACAAACAAACCGUUUAUAUCAAAGCGCGGCAAACAGAAUUUUAAGUUAAUCUUUGAAAAAUUCUGGAUUUUCGGUACAUACGAUUUACAAACAGCAUUAUUUCUAAUUUUAUUAGUUCGACAAAAAAAGAUCAAACGUAGAUGGGUACAAGAAGAUUUGCGUGGCAAACACGAGCAUCACAAUAACAUUUCUAAUAAAAGGAAAAAUCAAGUAGUGCAGCAUAUUAAUUCAAUUCCAGGGUACAAAUCUCAUUACAGAAAAUCUCAAUCAGAUAGAGAAUAUUUGGUAUCCAAUAUGACCCUAGAUCGCAUGUACAAAUUGUACAAGAAUGAGGUUGAAAUACCUCUUAGUUUUUCUUUCUAUAAAAAAAUAUUCUACACUCAUUUUAAUAUAACACGUAAACCAUUAAAAAAAAACACAUGUUAUAAGUGCAACGCAUAUUCUGCAGGUGUUGCUGGGUUGUUAGAACAAAAAGUAUUACAAGAUGAUCAUCAGCUGCAUUUGAAGGAAGCAGAAGAUGAAAAGUGA
Psylliodes chrysocephalus is the source of this 795-nucleotide messenger RNA. The record is from the annotation of a GenBank genome assembly. NCBI's taxonomy places the organism in Eukaryota, Metazoa, Arthropoda, Insecta, Coleoptera, Chrysomelidae.